CUUCCCCCAGUUGCUGAGCAGCAGCUCUGCGACUGGGUCAUCGGUCGGCAGCUCGUCGGCCAUCCUGUCAGCCGCUCUGUGAUCAUUACCAAGGCUCAGGAGGUGGCUCUCCUCGGUUGUGAUGAAAGCGUCGGAGAAGGUUGGUACAGGCGCUUUAAAGAGCGCUUUCCCGUCCUGACAGGACGAACUGCGCAGGCGCUGUCA
Phytophthora sojae is the source of this 204-nucleotide messenger RNA. RefSeq lists its product as hypothetical. The record is from RefSeq and is a predicted model, not a curated record. The annotation marks the transcript as partial. The transcript has a single exon. NCBI's taxonomy places the organism in Eukaryota, Oomycota, Peronosporomycetes, Peronosporales, Peronosporaceae.